CAUGGCGGCUUCGAAGAGGUUGUGCUCCUCUCGAUCGCGCGAUUGUAGCGAGAAUUCGCGCAGAGCACAUGGAUCUAAUGACAAAAAAGGACAUAGAAGAGAAGUGGAAUCUCUUCUGGACAUUUCUGCCAAAGUUGUGGCAGAGAAUAUUCCGUUUCAACGGAUAGAACAGCUUUACGAUCGGAUACCGGAGCCCGUUCAAAGUCGGAUUGUGUACUGGUCGUUUCCCCGAAAUGAAAAGGAUAUUUGCAUGUACUCUUCCUAUGCAAACUGUUCUAAUAAGGACAACUGUGAAAGCCAAAAGCUGCCUUUUUAUCAGGGAAUUAAACUUUUAGAAAACGGUGCUGUUUCCAACGUUCUGCAAAUAGGCUUCCACUUAAGCGGAACGAUAACAGAGCCUGCCAAACCCCUUUUCUCAGAGCCAGAAAAACCAUACCAAGUAUCAAUAAGUUUUGACAGGUGUAAAAUUACAUCUGUAAAAUGUGGCUGUGGAAACCGAGAUAUAUUCUGGUGCCACCAUGUGGUGGCGCUGUCACUGUAUCGGAUACGGAAAGCAGACAGUGUGCAACUACGGGUGCCGAUAUCCGAAACACUUCUACAGAUGAGUCGAGAACAGCUGCAGAAAUUUGCCCAGUAUUUAAUCGCAGAGCAUCAUACAGAUGUUCUACCCACAGCCCAGAGGAUAGCAGAUGAAAUCUUGCAGGCAAUGUCUGAAAUCAACAUGCUUCCAGGUGCCCCUGACCCCACAGCAGGUGCAUCUAUUGAUGAUGACAACAGUUGGCAUUUGGAUGAAGAACAGGUUCGGGAACAAGUUCGCACAUUCCUCUCUCAGGGUGGAUACCUCAACUCUUCCAAUCAACUAAACUCCAUGUUUGCCAAGGUGCGAGAGAUGUUGCGAGCCCGAGAUUCGAAUGGCGCUCGAAUGUUGACGUUGAUCACAGAGCAGUUCCUGGCCGAUCCCCGGCUGGCUGUGUGGAAGACACAGGGGACACCCAUGACUGACAACUGCCGGCAACUCUGGGAUGAGCUGGGUGCAUUAUGGGUAUGUGUGGUGCUAAAUCCAAGCUGCUCACCACUUGAGAAGGAACAGUGGCGCGCCCUUCUGGAUCAGUGGAUUGGGAACUCCCUGUGUCCCCUAGAGGAUGCAGAUGGGGGUCGGCAAAUACCUGAUGUACCCCUCACUCGGGAUCUGUUAGCUGGAGGCACAAAUAACACGCCCCCUCAGACCCGGCCACGCCCCAGGACCGUGUUUCAACACGCCCAGGAAGCAAGCCAGCUGACGUGGGAAGACCGACAUCUACAGCUGAUCGUCCACCAGGACAAUUUCCACAGUCGUGAUGCCUGGAACUCAAAACUCUUUGAUUCCCGGGGACUUCCUCUCUGGCAUGAGCAUAUACCGACAGCUUGUGCCAGAGUGGAUGCCCUGCGUUCCCAUGGUUACAUUAAAGAAGCUUUACGAUUGGCUGUUUCUAUAGUGAGAACAAUGAAGUUAGAACAGAAGAGAAAUCAGGAACGAUACAGAGACUUGCAGAGAGAUAUAGUGUCAGCCAAUCCUUGUAUGUCAACAUGUGGGUCAAGGUCACAACCACCUGUCAAUCAAACUGGCCUGAUUGGUCACCCCCUCAACCCAAUCUCCGUACUGUUUGAAACUCUACUGGAGGCAUGUAUGGUGCCUGAUGAGCAUCAUAGCAGUGGGUCAUCAUCUUCAAGUUCAAGUUCUCGUAACAACAAUAACAACAGUUCCAGCAACAACCAUUCCUCAUCUUCAUCAUCAUCAACGUCAUCAUCUUCAUCGUCAUCAUCCUCACAGUGCUACACACACUUUGCUGAAGGAUUAGUAUCCGGGGAAACCUACCUCACUCUAGCCAUAGAAGUGGCUCUCAUAGGUCUCGGGCAGCAGAGAAUCAUGCCCUCAGGACUGUACGCUCAGGAGAAGGCGUGCAAGCAGGAGGAGAGAUUGCUGUCCAUGUUGCACAACAUUCCCUCAGACCCGGUGAUCAUCGGCGUCAUGAAGAGCCAGGCCACGCUGUUGUUGGAAGGUGGUCCCAGCAGCGGGUUGGGCGUUGGCAUCCACCCGGAGAGCUACCCCAUGCACACAUUCGCCCGCUACCUCUUCAACUGUUUGCUUCCUGUCGAUGUCGACCUCGCCUACAUGAUCGGCAUGAGGGCUAUGAGACUACCGGUGCUGGAGAAUACAGAUGAAGUGAACCUUGACAAUGGCAUCAACAAUGUCGGGUCGGCCAUCUUGAGUCGCUUCCCUCGCUGGUUCAUUUUAAGUCACGUGGAAGCGCAGCAGUGUGACCUUGCUUCUACGCUACUUGCUGCCUCAAAAAGUGACACUGGUCGAUUGCGACGAGUUCUGGAGUGUGCCCAACAGCACAUACACAGCUCUUCCCAGCUGUACAAGCUAGCGCAGGACGCCUUCAAGAUUGCCACCACUCCUGACGGCUCUAAACACAUGCCAGCACUCAAUGCUGCAUUUGAACUAGGUCUACAGGUUAUGAGGAUGACAUUGAUGACAUUGAAUUGGCGACGUCGUGAAAUGGUGCGAUGGCUGGUGACGUGUGCAACAGAGGUUGGAGUUCAGGCACUCAUCUCAAUCAUGCAAAACUGGUUCCAGUUGUUUGCACCUAUCGAGGCUACAAGUACAGUGGCCACAACAGUGGUGUCCCGAGCAACGAUGGACCAGCUGAAGUUAACGUACCCCCAACACGAGGAGCUAGCCCGAUGUGCCCGCAGCCUCGCUCUCCAGUGUGCCACCAAAGAUCCCCAGAACUGUGCAUUGUGUGCCCUUACUCUGUGUGAGAAGGAUCCUGUAGCAUUCGAGACAGCGUAUCAGAUCGUCAUCGACGCUGCAGCCCAUGUGAUGAAUUCCAGUCAGUUGUUUACUAUUGCUCGCUAUAUGGAGCAUCGUGCCUACCCCCACCGAGCAUAUAGACUGGCACUUCUUGCCAUGAAAAAUCUCCACCUAGCUUACAAUCAAGACACCCACCCAGCCAUCAAUGACAUUCACUGGGCAUGUUUGCUGAGUCACUCUCUGGGGAAGACGGAACUUGCCAACAUGAUCCCGUUACUAGUAGAAAAUGUGCAGUGUGCUGCUGUCCUGUCAGACAUUUUGCGUCGGUGCACAUUAACGGCGCCAGGUAUGGCAAGUGCGGACGGUAAAAGACGAGCAAUUAAAUUGCUGUCGUAUGAAAAGCUACCCCUCAGACAACUUAUGGAAGCGACAAUAUACGCAUACAUCCAAACGACUCAUUCCAAACUGACCCAUAUUAGUCCCCGUCACUAUGGAGACUUUAUUGAGUUUCUCAGCAAGGCUCGGGAAACAUUCAUUUUAGCUCAAGACGGACAUAUACAGUUUGCUCAACUCAUUGAGAACAUGAAACUGGUGUAUAAAGGCAAAAAGAAGCUUAUGUAUUUAAUAAAGGAACGAUUUGGAUUAUGAGGAGCAAUCGUGCGACAGCAUUAUUCAAGGGACCACAUUUAAGUUAUCACUAUUCAUCAGUGCUAUGGACUUUCCUUCAUCUCAAUGGUGCCACACCCAUCUGUCUGUGACACUGGGAAACGCAAACAUGGCUGGACAAGCAACUAUCUUCACCCAGUAUUUCCAUGUAGGCUCACACACUUGUUGAUUUCUUCCUUUGUUUAUAUAUGUCGAUAUACAUAUUUUAUUGAAUACUUGUAGAAUAUGUUUUGUCAGCAGUUUACACACUGAGGAUGUAGUUUGUCAUGCCAAACUCUUUUUUUCCCCUAGUUUUCCAAGCCAUAAUGCGUUGUCUCACUUGAUCAUUGGACCAGCAAUAUAUAUAUCGAGUUGAAACUCAGGAAUGCAAUGUAUAUGGUAACCAAAGGCUAUCAGCACAUUUCCCAUGUGUGUAUUUUGUAUUACAUAUUUUUUAUGGAAUGAUUGAGAAAACACUAAAUGCAUGUUUUGAGACUUUACACAUAGGAUUUGUAAUAAAUACAGCUCAAAGUGUUGGACAGAGUGCGAGGAAUGUAUAGAAAUAAUAUAAUAGUGUUGGAUUUUGAUGACCUGACACAGUGUCAAGGUCACCUGUGUGUCAGAGGUCACAUGGCAAAGGUCACCAGCUUGGCUGGUCAGAGUCAUCUCUGACCCUGCCUUGACCAUCUGUUGAACAAAUCUGCAUGACAUUCUCUGAAUGGUUAAAAGUCAGCCUUUCAAGCAGGUAUAUUCAUUGAUUGUAAACAGAUGUAUCUCGACAACUCAGCUGGGGUCAUAUGAAUAUUCAUAAUCAGUCAGGUUAUAGAUUUCCCCAAAUGCAAUAGGCUUCAUACUAUAUUUCUGUACAGGGUUCCUCAUGUCAGAUUGUGAUCAGGGACCAGUUUUGGGGAAAGACUAUGAAUAAUCAAUCUUAUCAAAUGUCAUGAAUUGGGAUUUUGUAUAAGAUCAAGCAAUUUUGGAUUUCCCUGAAUUAAUACAAGCAAUUAAGACCAUAAUAAAAAGCAUGUGGGUUUUCUGACCCGACACAUUCUCAGCUGUGGAUCUUGAAGACCUCUGGUGAUAUCUGGUUCCAGACUUCUGUAGACAAAUUUUUCACUGUGUUUUAUGUUCGGUAAUCAUGGUUGAAAGAGUUCGACUUAUGUUUGUGUUUUAAAGAUCCCUUUGAAGAGAUUGAGUUUGUACAGGAAAGACUACAAACAAUCUGUAUAGUGUAUUGUUCCAUUUAUUAACAGUUACGUCAGUAUGCAAACACUGUUAGCUAUGGAGGAAAACAUUUGGGAAUGUCACUGUUUGGGCAUUUUCUUAACUAUCGCAGUAAUAUGUGAUAUGUUUACAAGUUUUCACACGCUGUGAGAACAGGGUAAUAAGAUUUAAAGAUAAGUUUGAAAUUAACUUUUAAUUUAGUUGAUAUGUACGAAAACCUGUUUUUGCAGUAUUUUCUUGAUUUGGGAAAAUGUCUUGUUAUUGUACCUUGUUACGUUAUGCCUGUUUGUGUCAUAUUAUUAUUGGUUAAAUUUUCCAUAUCUAUGUGUUUUAGUUUGGAACAAAAGGAUUAGUGGAGUAUUGUUUGAGCAUAUUUCCUGUAAGGAAGAAAAGAUGUUCCAAUGGGAUUUUUAAUUUUCUUUCUGGGGUGAUAUAUUUUUAGAAUUGUCUACCUCUGCGUAACGUUAUACCUGACACUCUAUUAUUCUUUUGAGUGUCUCAGUCAUGCACUUUGCUGUGUUUUAUCAGUGUAUUCGCUUAAGCUGAAUUGACGUACAAAGACCAUGGAAACAAUUGAGCUGUAGGUAUUGUUCAGUGAACAAGUUGUUAAAAUUCUCAUUUGUUCUUUUUUUUAGAUUAUUUUAUGGAAAUCAGGAUUCAUAAGAUAUGGAUCUCAGGGACAGAAACCCUUUUUUUUCAAGCCCUAAGUUUGAAUUUUCAAACUGUUUCUAAGCAUAUAUACCCUUUGCCAUUGUGUAGUUAUUUACUCUCAGUAAUAACCCAAGUAAGUUAUUAAUGAGUCCUGCACCUUGAAGAUUGUGGGACAUAGCCAUUGCCUGUACAAAGAACCAUGAUAUCUGUUGUCUGUCUUGACCUUUGUGUAAAUGUGAUAUCAUCUGUUCCAUGAAAGUUAUAAUAUUGAAAACUGUGUGUUAUCUACCUCAAAUGUCGACUAUCCGAACACGUAGCCAGCAUAAUUUUCUUACCACUGAUAACCCAACACAUGCCGUUUGUGUAAACCCAACUCAAAUUAAAAACUUAUAGAGAAACAUCAGUUAAAUGUUAUUUUAAAGUUUAAGGCCUUUAUUUCAGUUGUGCAAACAGAGGCAAAAGGAAAUCAAUCCUUUUGUAUGUUGUUGGUUUUUUUAAAGAAAUUAAUCUGUUUUACUGUUAGUUUGUGUAUGGAAAUACCACACAACUUUUGCUAAGGACAACACCUUUGACUAAAGAUGACUUAUAUUGUCCUCUGCUAAUGUUGAGUGGUAUAUGUGAUUAAAGUGUUUUUCAUAUAAGGGCCUACCUCACAAACACAAACAUUCAUUCUUGGGAUGUCAGUGGUACAAAUCAAACUAAAUCUACCUUGAAAUUUUCAUCAUCAAUUAUCAUCAUCAUUAUCAUCAUCAUCAUCAUGAAUCAGCCAUAUUCUCGUGAUGCUGUGUAUAGCCACAUUUUGUAGUCUAGUCAGAAACCCUUGUACAAGAAUUUUCAAUUUCUAAUAUAGAUUGAGAAAUUCCUCCUCCUUCUCAAAUUUCUUUACAUUCUAUCAAAAUCUGUUUUCUUCUGAACUCUUUUUUGAAACUCCCCUGCAUUCUUGACACUACAGAAAGAGCAUACAGUGCCAUCUAUACAAUGUUGGAUAUUUAGCAAUCAAAAUACUUUAUAUUUCAUGGUAUAAAUUGUUAGGUAGGUUGUUUUAUAUUCAUCCCAAUGCCUGCCAAAACAUUUUGAUUCCAUUAGCCCAUAAUUUUUGUUUUGUGGUUUCUUUGUCAUUUAUUGCAAUAGAAAUCAUUUGAGUUCCGAUUCUAAAUGCAUUCAGUAUUGAAUCGCCGUCAGCUGGCAUGGACUUGAUUUAAUCCCAUGUGCAGUUUGUCACUGCAGGAAAUUCAUUGAUUACAUUGAGCCUGAAGUAUUUUCUUCCCAAAUCAUAAUAACUUUUGUAAUGCUAUACAGUGAGCAAUAUUGCCAAGCUCUCAACAGGGAAUGUAAUGAUAUGCACCAGAGCUUAGCAUAUGUUAUCAGAUUGACCAUGUGCAUAAGGCCGGUAGCAUAUUGUCACAGAUCAAUGAAAUGUGUAUUCUUUAUAUUUAUUUCUAUAAGCAAUGUAUGUGUACUAUUGUUUUGUAUCAGUCAUAAUUGCAAGAUAGAUCCCAUAACAUAAGAAAGUAAUGUCAUUCUUCCAUUUUCUAAAUAAGGAACACUAAUUAGUUGUAUAUUAUCAUUUUGACAGUUUCUCCAAAUUAAAAACUGUUCCUAGAACUUCUGAAACAAAAGGGAAGAGUUAUGUCCCCUACAUUUGGUAGCAUCCUCAACAGAAACAUCAAGUAUUGUAAUAAGUGCCAUUAAAUUAUUUUGUAUUAUGUUAUCGACUGUUCUGUCUUAGAAUGAAUUUAUUAUGAAACGAUUUUGGAUUAUUUAUUCUUGAAAUGAUAAUUAGUGAUAAUGACCUCUGUUCAUUCAUAGCUGUAUCUGUGUUGCUACUUGUUAUGUGUUAGACAUGACUGUAAGCACAAAGAUGAGGACUACGAUAAGUGCUACAUCUUGGUUUGUACAGUGCUAUGGUUGCUUCUCAGGUCAACAUAACACACAAACUGUCCGUGUAUCAUCUCUUGACAUGGAGAUUGUUUUAUCAGAAAAAUAUACUAUCUUUACUAUAUGUACAGGUUUACAAAUAAGAAAAUGAUUUUUUUCAAAGUAAAUUGGAAAAUUCUAUUUUUCAUUUUGGGGAGAAUUAGGUUUUUAAAGUAUUUUUUAAAAAAAGCAAGUUUUGUUCUCCGAUUUGAAUCCAUAUUUAUUCUUAAUUUGUUCAAGCACGAUCACAUUAAUUCAGUUAUAGCUGGGUCUUUUUUUUUAAGAAUUGUAUAAUUGGUGUCAAAAUAGCCUGCAAUCAAAACUUAACCCCAAGUUUAUGCUAAAACAAAGCUGCUUAAUACCAAUGAAAACAGCAUACCAAUGUGUUGUAUGAUGGGCCCCUGUGAACGGAAGAUGUAUUGUUGAGAGAUGUUUAUAAAACAGAUUGUAUGUUACCCAAGGACCACCCUGAUUCGUGGAGAAGUCGGGUGGAUGCUAUCACUGUUGUUAUAUGUGAGAGAAGCCUGGGUUUGUUUAUCAAGAAAGGUGCAUGUAUUGUGUUGAUUCUUUUCUGUAUUUUGUGACUAUGAGUUGUAUACGAGUCGAAUGUUAGUCAUCAUUGGUCGCUACCAUCACUCAUUAAAAAUAAUGAAAACAAAAAAGAUGUCUAUUUAUUGAACCCAAAACAUGGGUUUUGAUAAGUUGUACCUUCAUAUUAUCUUUCAUGGUAUAAUAAAAAGAGUGAGAAAUGCAA
This is a messenger RNA of Haliotis rubra (blacklip abalone), 7988 nucleotides long. Its product is annotated as zinc finger SWIM domain-containing protein 5-like. The record is from RefSeq and is a predicted model, not a curated record. NCBI's taxonomy places the organism in Eukaryota, Metazoa, Mollusca, Gastropoda, Lepetellida, Haliotidae. Gene Ontology annotation, molecular function: zinc ion binding. Gene Ontology annotation, cellular component: Cul2-RING ubiquitin ligase complex. The transcript has 17 exons. The coding region runs from base 2 to 3445 and encodes 1147 amino acids.